Messenger RNA from Boeremia exigua, 1271 nucleotides. Its product is annotated as glycoside hydrolase superfamily. The record is from RefSeq and is a predicted model, not a curated record. Gene Ontology annotation, biological process: cell wall organization. Gene Ontology annotation, molecular function: 1,3-beta-glucanosyltransferase activity; glucan endo-1,3-beta-D-glucosidase activity. Lineage: Eukaryota; Fungi; Ascomycota; Dothideomycetes; Pleosporales; Didymellaceae. Bases 221 to 1027 code for a protein of 268 amino acids. Gene Ontology annotation, cellular component: cell surface; fungal-type cell wall; extracellular region. The transcript has a single exon.
CGAUCAACAGUCAACAGCACAGUCACGUGUAUGCAGUCGCGUCCACGCGUGCAAGGUUGGCGAUACCUGAACAGCCCGUGACGACGCAGCAGCCCGUGUCAUCACAGUGCUGCCUUCACACUCACGCGUCGUGAAUGGGGACCCUUGCCCAGGUGACCUGGCAGAUGCUUAUAAGCUUCCCACAAGGUGCUCUUCAGCGUGCUCACAACAGUCCCACUCGAUGCAGUAUCUUGUCAUCAUGCUCACAUUCCUCCUCAUGCUGGCCGCCUGUCUUGCGCCGGCUGCUGCAAGGAUCUACACCGGCUUCAACUACGGUGCCUUCUGGACCGAGCAGAGCAACGUCAAGCGAUACGCCGACUUCUACCACGGCUUCACGCUAGCAAAGAACCUCACCAAUACCCCAGUGCGUUUCGACAGCGCACGUCUGUACACUUGCAUUACUACAGGAACAAAGGACGACCCCACAGAAGCAUUCCAAGCUGCCAUCGACACAGGCACGAACCUGCUGCUGGGUAUGUGGGUAUCUCCUGGUGCGACUGGGCAGCCGAACGAUGUCCAGGUUAAGAACGAGCUUGUUGCACUUGGUAAGGGCUUCGAGCAGCACGGACAGAGGCUUGCCGACCUUGUGAUUGGGCUCUCCGUCGGCAGUGAGGACGUGUACCGUUUCAACGGUGGACAAGCUGGCCUGAGCAGUGACAACCUCGUGUUUACCAUGAACAGCGUGCGUGAACAGAUUGCAGCUUCGCCAUACGCCAAGUACAUGAAAGAUAAGCCUAUCGGUCACACUGACACGGCGCCAUACUCUGUCGUGACCGGAGCUGACUUCGCUGGUAUGAACGCGUAUCCCUUCUGGGAGGGUAAGCCCAUCGAUAAUGCCAACGUUAGUUUCAUGUCCGUCCUGGGAGACACUCAGCGUCGUGCAGGUAACAUCCCAGUCUGGAUAACAGAGAUGGGUUGGCCCGUCGAUGGUGCUCAGAUAAAUGAGGCUGUUGCCAGCGCCGAGAAUUACCAGCGAUAUUGGAGUUAGGUGGGCUGUCAAGCGUUUGGCAAGUACAACACUUUCUGGUUCGAGCUAUUACAAGACAGCCAGCCUGAUCAGCCAGACUGGGGGCUCUUGGACACGAAAACUUAUCAACCAAGGAUUAAGGACCUAAGCUGCAGUGGCCGGGCUAAUUACACCGCGUCCGCUGGCGUGCCGGAGCAAUCUCAAGCAUCUUUGGGCAAGCCACGGCCGACCACUCUCUCGACAGUCUAUUUUGCUUCGGCCUCAG